This is a messenger RNA of Bubalus bubalis (water buffalo), 3313 nucleotides long. RefSeq names its product ETS proto-oncogene 2, transcription factor (gene ETS2). Gene Ontology annotation, molecular function: sequence-specific DNA binding; DNA-binding transcription factor activity, RNA polymerase II-specific. Lineage: Eukaryota; Metazoa; Chordata; Mammalia; Artiodactyla; Bovidae. Gene Ontology annotation, biological process: regulation of transcription by RNA polymerase II; cell differentiation. Gene Ontology annotation, cellular component: nucleus. The record is from RefSeq and is a predicted model, not a curated record.
CGCCCCACUCGCGCGCCCGCGCCCCCGCGCUCCCCGGCGCGCACCGAGGAAGCCCGGGCCCCGAUCCCCGGGCGGCCCUGACCGAAGCGGCGCGACUCAGCCAACUGCGAGUUGCCUCUGCUGACCCCAUGCAGCAAGGCUGUGAUGAGUCAAGCCUUAAAAGCCACCUUCAGUGGCUUCAAAAAGGAGCAACGCCGGCUGGGGAUCCCAAAGAAUCCAUGGCUGUGGACUGAGCAGCAGGUGUGCCAGUGGCUUCUCUGGGCCACCAAUGAGUUCAGUCUGGUGGAUGUGAACCUGCAGAGGUUUGGCAUGACAGGGCAGGUGCUGUGUAACCUUGGCAAGGAGCGCUUUCUGGAGCUGGCGCCCGACUUUGUGGGUGAUAUUCUCUGGGAGCAUCUGGAGCAGAUGAUCAAAGAAAACCAAGAAAAGAACGAAGAUCAGUAUGAAGAAAAUUCGCACCUCAACUCAGUUCCUCAUUGGAUUAAUAGCAAUUCGUUAGGUUUUGGCGUGGAGCAGGCGCCGUACGGCAUGCAGACACAGAGUUACCCUAAAGGCGGCCUCCUGGAUGGCUUGUGUCCAGCGUCCUCAGCGCCCAGCACGCUCGGGCCAGAGCAGGACUUCCAGAUGUUCCCCAAGGCCCGACUCAGCACCGUCAGCGUCAACUACUGCUCCGUGGGGCAGGACUUCCCGGCCGGCAGCCUGAACCUGCUCUCCAGCGCUUCUGGGAAACCCAGGGACCACGACUCGGCGGAGACAGGCGGCGACAGCUUCGAGAGCUCGGAGUCGCUGCUGCAGUCCUGGAACAGCCAGUCGUCUCUGCUGGACGUGCAGCGGGUACCCUCCUUCGAGAGCUUCGAGGACGACUGCAGCCAGUCCCUGGGCCUCAGCAAGCCGACCAUGUCCUUCAAGGACUACAUCCAGGACCGGAGUGACCCGGUGGAGCAGGGCAAACCAGUUAUACCCGCGGCCGUGCUGGCCGGCUUCACAGGAAGCGGGCCUAUCCAGCUGUGGCAGUUUCUUCUAGAAUUGCUCUCCGACAAGUCCUGCCAGUCAUUCAUCAGCUGGACGGGGGACGGGUGGGAGUUUAAGCUCGCUGACCCCGACGAGGUGGCCCGCCGGUGGGGAAAGAGGAAAAACAAGCCCAAGAUGAACUACGAGAAGCUCAGCCGGGGUUUGCGCUAUUACUACGACAAGAAUAUCAUCCACAAGACGUCAGGGAAGCGCUACGUGUAUCGCUUCGUGUGCGACCUGCAGAACUUGCUGGGCUUCACGCCCGAGGAACUGCACGCCAUCCUGGGCGUCCAGCCGGACACGGAGGACUGAGCCCGCCCGGGCUGGGAGCGGGGCCGUCAAAGCGACCCGUCCCAGGACCCUGAAAGGCCGGACCGGCGCAUCCGGCACGCCUACUGGAAGCAGUGGCCUUAUUCCAUCGGACACCGCAGUUCUUCGCCGAAAGCAGCACGGUUUCUCGUUUCUGAAAGCCUGCUGCCGGGAACCCGCCACUUAACGAUGCUAUUCCAUUCUAUCGGCCCAGGAAGAAGCUUGGGGCCCCCGGCCUAGCCCUGGGCGGGCUGUAUGGUGACAGGAUCGGUCAGGCUGUUGGGUCUUCUCAAAGGAGCGAGCGUGUCACGGACGCAUACUUCUUGGAUUUUUCUUUUGCCUUUUUGCAGCCAGGAAUCGCACAAGAGCUCUCUUGGGUUCUGAGGGGGAGGAGGGGGCAAAGACACAUUCUGUUUCUGAAGUUAGUUUGUAUAUAUGACUGUAACCUUGUAAUUGUUAUCAGAGUCCCCUAACAGACCUAUUUAACAGAAACUGUAUAUUGUAAUUUAAAAUAAUUAUAUAACUGUAUGUGAAAAUAGGAAUGCAGAUGGCAUUUUGCCAUGUUCGCUGGUUUUCAAGAGCACUGGCGUCCUUUUGCAAACAUUUAAUCUGCUGGUGCAGAUUAAGAGAAGUUGUAAAGUGUGUAUUAUUUACAUUUAAUAUGCCUACAGGAAUAAGGUCUAAGAAGGUUCAUUCCUGUUUUGUUUUGUUUUGCCUAGGUUGUUAUCUAUGGCAAGGACUUUGUACAUUUGGGAAUUUUUAUAAGAAACUUAAUGUUAUUAUCUGGGGGCCUCUCCUGGCCUCUCUGCUUCUCCUUUAAUUGUAAUGUAAAAGCUAUAAAGCAGUAUUUUUCUUGACAGAUGGCAUAUGUUUUCCAUUUCUAUGCAUGCCUUGAAAUAAGUUUAUAUACAAAACUUGCUUUAUUUUUUAGUUCAACUGUUUUCCCCAGCGACUCACCUCCCCUGACCAGGCAUUUCCUUCCCCAGCCCCACCCCCACACCCCAAAUUAUGCUGUAUGAUUAAAAUAGGAAGACUAUUUUUGGAAAUAAUGCGACUCCUUUUCAGAGAUCAGGAGGGAUUUAUGUAGCAGCUAUUUUUACUGCAAAAGUAAUUCACUGGAAAAAAAAUGUAAUUUGUAAGAAAGUUUUAUUUUUACUGCAGCACCAUGAACCAUGCAGAGCUGAAGGUGUAGGGGGAGGGAGGCUUAAUUAAUAAACCUCUCGGGCAUGAGUGGAGCCUGAUUUUGUCCCAUCUUGUUUACCUGUGGAGUCUCAGGAUUUCCCGACACCAAGCUGCUCCUUUCUGUUGAGUGUCCACCGUUUUUAUUUUCUUGCACACAGAAUGCCCAGAGGCAAAGAGAGGGUCAGCAAGAUGGGAAAGAGAAGGCAUUGGGGCCGUUCAUGUGAAGAAAACGUCUUCAUCGUGAUGGAGACUUCCAUAGUCCUUUCGAAGGAACCCCUGGUUCAGCCUGUGUUCUGGCUUUUGUAAACGAGCGAGUUGGUUUCCAAGUCAGACAGUCUUCACUAGCGUCUGAGGGGGACCAGUGGUGAUGUCUCUGAAGACGAAUCCUCCGUGUGAUGAGACGGGGGAAUUGGGUGGUAGGGUGAGCAAGGGAGAGCCGGAAGGGGGACCACGGAGUCUCGUACCCACACAAGACCGUUUGCAGUACUGCUAAGCACAGGAUGUUCUUCUCAAGCAAGACCUGUUUAUCUGCCGGACAGCUGUUUAUAACAUCAACAGACAUGCAGCUGGGAACAUCUUGCUGCUGAAAGAAAUCGGCCAUCCGCUCGCCCGUUUUAUUUGGGCUUUGACUGCAUGAAUUUGCCAGUAUUUGUCUGUUUUUAUCUACAGAGUUGGCAAUUUUACAUGGCUCGAGUUAUGGAAAAUCAAAUCCAUGGUAAACCUUUGGCAUGAUAAUAAACAGGACUUAUAUAUCAAAGUUUUGUAAUCUGGCCUUUUCUUUCUCAAAUAAUAAAGUAUUUUGUUUACAUCA